Molecule: messenger RNA, 423 nt
Organism: Eimeria necatrix
Lineage: Eukaryota; Apicomplexa; Conoidasida; Eucoccidiorida; Eimeriidae
Product: BIS(5'-nucleosyl)-tetraphosphatase, putative
Exons: 3
Coding region: 1-423 (140 amino acids)
Molecular function (GO): catalytic activity
Source: RefSeq, a predicted model, not a curated record
AUGCAUUGUGAAAGUGGAGCUUUUAUUGUUUAUUCAUUCGAACGGCUGUGCGAGCUGUCCGAAGAAGAGCUGGGGGACCUCUUCGGCGCCGCGCAGAGUGUGGGGUGGCUGCUGAGCUGUCGAUACACCCGAGAAGCCCUUACGGUGUCUCUACAGGACGGAGCAGCAGCAGGUCAAACUAUUUCUCAUUUGCAUUUGCACAUUUUGCCGAGACAGGCGGGGGACUUCGAGCCCAACGACGAGGUGUACAGACACCUCGAGCGCGCCAACCCCGCCGCCCCCAAACUCCAACUCGACUGUCCAGACAGGCCGGCGCGCACCCAUGAGGAAAUGGCAGCAGAGGCCGAAGACUUCCGCGUUUUUGGCCAAGAACUCAUAAAGAAAAUGAAGCAGCAGCAGCAGCAGCAGCAGCAGCAGCAGUAG